AUGCAAAACAUAGCCGAAGAGGUUUCCAAGUUCAAGAAGUUCCCACAGCAGGAGACCGUAUAUAACAACCCGUACGAAAUAGCCAGAGGAAAUAAGGCCCCCAGAAGGCACCACAAGAACAUCGGUCUGGGAUAUGAAACCCCGCAAACAGCCAUCAAUGGAACGUACAUCGACAAAAAGUGCCCGUUCACAUCCGAUAUAACUGUGCGUGGCAUCAUAUUUAAAGGCGAAGUUGUGAGCUUGAAGCAAACAAGAACUGCCGUUGUAGUUAAGAGGUAUCUUCACUACCACCCAAAGUACAUGAGAUACGAGAGGAGAAACACCCGAUUCAACGUCCACCUGUCUCCGUGCUGGGAUGGCCUCGUGGAGGUAGGAAGCAAAGUCGUAUGCGGAGAAACCAGGUCGCUUUCAAAGACAAAGAAGUUUGCGGUUAUUUCCUACGAGAAGACCGAGAAGGCAGACAAGUUUAAGCAGUUCUCCCCCUAG
Messenger RNA from Nematocida major, 486 nucleotides. Its product is annotated as small subunit ribosomal protein S11e. Bases 1 to 486 code for a protein of 161 amino acids. Gene Ontology annotation, biological process: translation. The record is from RefSeq and is a predicted model, not a curated record. Gene Ontology annotation, cellular component: ribosome; cytosolic small ribosomal subunit. The transcript has a single exon. Gene Ontology annotation, molecular function: structural constituent of ribosome. Lineage: Eukaryota; Fungi; Microsporidia.